UAUAAAAGAUACACAACAACCAAAACCAUCGACUGAUAGGAAUUCACCAUUUAAUUUCCUGAAAGAGAGAAAGAAACUUGAAGCUGAACGACUCGAACGGGUAGAUCGUCAUAAGCGUGUAAAGCUUGAAAGUGGCGCUCAGAAUAAACCUAGUAGGAUGAUUACAAAUGAAACGCCAGGAAAGUACACAGACGGCGUUGUGAAACAAACUAUCAACGUCCUUAGUGAAAAGAAUGAAGGUGUAUGCAGUAUUGAGGAGUGUUUUGGACCUAAAGAUAAACUCAAAUUGGUUAUUAUAUCAAGCUUCGUCAGGAUGGAUGAAUUCAUGGUACCGUUAAUGGGAAACGCUAAAGUUGUUUGCGCACAACCACAGAAACUAGGUGAACAAGUCGAUAGCAGGUAGAGUAUUCACUAUAAUCUCGUCUUAGAUUAAAGAUAAGAUCAGAAAUUGGUUCAUGCACGAUGUAUUUGCACACGGAACGUAUCACGCAAAGUUUGCUCUUAUCUUCACAACAGAUGGAUGGCUGAGAGUCGUCGUUACGACUGCCAACUUUAUCCCAAUUGAUUGGAUGUGGAAUGAAAACACUGUCUUUAUGCAAGAUUUCCCCCUAAAAGGACAAACAUUAGGUGGAGAAUCUAGCGAACAAAAAUCAGCUUUCCAGUCAGAUUGGACUUGGUUUCUCUACAAGCUGAAGUUGAACAAAUCUCUAAAGCUAGUAGCAGAUCAAAUGCCCGAUACCCCAUUGCCAAAUGUAGACGCAGUAAACAAAUGGGACUUUUCUAGAUCAAAAGCACGUCUAAUCAGCAGCAUAAGCGAGACAUACAGUGGUCUCGAGAAUAUAAGGAAGGUAGGACACUUCCGUUUAGCGGAUUUGGUUAGACAGGCAGGAUGUGGUAUUGAUAAUAACGGCGAUCUUAUGACCAAACGUGGUGAUUCAACAAAGCAUGAAUGGUACGUCGAUAUUGAGUGUCAAGGAAGCUCUCUUGGAGCAUACAAGCCAGCCUGGGGUAAUGAGUUUUAUAAUUCUGCUUGUGGACGUUUCAACCUUCUUCCUGGAUUAGAAGACGAUGCAAAAGCUUUAAAGGGAAAGAGAAAAAGCAGCAAUAAUGAAUGGCCACCUAUUAAGAUUCUAUAUCCAACGAAAAACAUGGCAUUGAACAAUCGUGGAUCAAUAUCUCUGGGUGGUAAUUUCUUCAUGGAUAAUCAGAAAUGGUCAAACAAAGACUUUCCUCGUGACGCAAUGUACAGGAACCCAAGCAAGCGAGGCGCCAUAUUCACGCAUGCCAAGUCUAUCUGCGGUAUACUGAAGCAUAAGCACAUGAUCUCUAAGAGCAAGAUUGCUGGGAAGAGUAAGAAAACUGAAAAUGGUGAGAAGGUUACAUUCACAUCAGACGAAGAGAGUGACUUGAGCGCAACGGAAUCUGAGCCAGAAGAUAAAGGUACUGAAAAUAAUGUAGCUGGUGGCUGGGUAUACAUCGGUUCACAUAACUUUACGCCAUCUGCGUGGGGGAGAUUGACGAAAGCAGGCAAAUUAAACAUAUCUAAUUGUGAACUUGGUGUUUUUCUUCCUCUUUAUGGUGAUGACAAGGUAUCAAAUGCCCUGGCUGAUGAAUACGUCACCUACUCCCGCCCUGUUGUCAAAUACGAUGACGAAGAUAUACCAUGGCUACGUGAGGACUAUGAAUUAGAACUGAGGAAGGGUGUCUAAUUGAAGUACAACAUUGACUCGGAUAAACAAAGAACUCAUCAGGACAUCGAAACUUAAGGCUAACUUAUAUUAGCAUUGUCUGCCUAUUUAUAUGUAUGUAUAACAUCCGUGUAUGC
Molecule: messenger RNA, 1825 nt
Organism: Wallemia mellicola CBS 633.66
Lineage: Eukaryota; Fungi; Basidiomycota; Wallemiomycetes; Wallemiales; Wallemiaceae
Product: phospholipase D/nuclease
Exons: 10
Coding region: 456-1709 (417 amino acids)
Biological process (GO): single strand break repair; double-strand break repair
Cellular component (GO): nucleus
Molecular function (GO): 3'-tyrosyl-DNA phosphodiesterase activity; double-stranded DNA binding; single-stranded DNA binding
Source: RefSeq, a predicted model, not a curated record